AUGUCGCAGGAUAUGCCCCCCGUUGGGGGCUAUCGCCCUGUUCAAUACAAGCGCAACAUUCCUGCUCGCGGUUUCAAGCCUUUUACCUACCUCGUCGGCAUGCAUUUGAUUAUGGGAUAUGGUUUCUACAAAUACUACUACGGAGUUCGCGAAUUGAAUGAACUUGCCCGUGAAAAGAUGUGGUCUCGUAUCCAUCUCAUCCCCCUCCUUCAAGCUGAAGAAGACCGUGACCAAGUGCGUCGACACUUUGCCGACCAGGCUCGUGAGAAGGAGCUUCUCGGAACUGAGACCAGCCCAUACCACUCUGACAGAUUCGUCCGCCCGAGCUUCACAUAUACCCCCAGCAACGUCACUCAAUAG
Molecule: messenger RNA, 360 nt
Organism: Talaromyces marneffei
Lineage: Eukaryota; Fungi; Ascomycota; Eurotiomycetes; Eurotiales; Trichocomaceae
Exons: 4
Coding region: 1-360 (119 amino acids)
Source: RefSeq, a predicted model, not a curated record